AGGGCAGACAGACGCCAAUGGCGACUGCCGCUGUUGCGCACGGCGAGAAGGAUCAGACGGAGCCAUGCCCGCGUACCACGCUGCUCGACCACAGCAGGCGACACCGGACAGCCUUCACGCGGGAACAGCUGUCCCGACUGGAGCAGGAGUAUGGAAAGGAGAGCUACGUUUCCAGACCCCGGCGCUGCGAACUGGCCACGGCGCUCAACUUACCUGAGACAACAAUAAAGGUGUGGUUCCAGAACAGGAGGAUGAAGGACAAACGGCAGAGACACUCCUUACCGUGGCCUCACCCUCUCGUCGACCCUCUGGGGGCACUCCUGAUGGGCCGUGCCUCCCCUUCCUCCACCUUGACAUACCCCUUCAUGCCACCCCCCCUCCCGCUCCACCACCACUACCCCCUAUCUCUCUCCUCACCAGCAUCCUCAGCACACAGUCGCUACAGCGCACCCAUGAGGACCCUGGAUGCACUCCGCCUCUCCCAGUACCACAACAGACCAGGAGGGUUGCCUCCAACCACAGCAGCCCUCUACCCUUCCACCAGCAUCAUGCACCAUCCCGCCUCAUGUCCUUGCCCCCUCUGCCUUCACUGGGGACCAGAACAACUGCUCAAAGCAAGAGGGGAGACACUGGGACUGAGCCAGCGUCGUAGUCCCAAGGCCAACAUCCAGCCUGCCAACCUAGAGCAGAGGGAAGAGAUAGUUUCAGAAAAUGUGUCUGUAACUAUAUUCCAGAAAGAAAAGUUGCCUAUU
Molecule: messenger RNA, 752 nt
Organism: Micropterus salmoides (largemouth bass)
Lineage: Eukaryota; Metazoa; Chordata; Actinopteri; Centrarchiformes; Centrarchidae
Gene: eve1
Product: even-skipped-like1
Exons: 4
Biological process (GO): regulation of transcription by RNA polymerase II
Cellular component (GO): nucleus
Molecular function (GO): RNA polymerase II cis-regulatory region sequence-specific DNA binding; DNA-binding transcription factor activity, RNA polymerase II-specific
Source: RefSeq, a predicted model, not a curated record